This is a messenger RNA of Heterotrigona itama, 297 nucleotides long. The record is from the annotation of a GenBank genome assembly. NCBI's taxonomy places the organism in Eukaryota, Metazoa, Arthropoda, Insecta, Hymenoptera, Apidae.
GCACUUCUUAGAGGAGCUUUGACCCAACAGAGUGCUGUUAUCCUCGUCUGUAUGGCAAUUGAUCGUUACGUUUGUAUGCUGCACCCGCAUCAUUAUCACAAACACACAUCUAAAAAGUAUUACAUGCGGCAGGGUUGCGUGGCAGUGAUGUCGACCACUUGGAUAGCAAGCGUGGCGAUUUUCGGUGCUCUCGUACUCCCAAGAGGUGGUUAUUACUUCAACGGCUCUGGUCUCCUUGCCUGCGACCCUUUUUUCGCCAGGGCUUCCCUUAGGUAUUUUUCACCUGUUCAUAGUUGA